AUACCUCAUGGCCUCCUGCUAGCAUCACAAACGAGCACACCUCGGAUAACUCCUCCAGAUGCCCCACCAAGUGUGUCCGCCUCUGUAUCUCCCACAAGGACGUCUAAGCCAGUGUCUCCUAGGAGACAUUCAAUUUCAUUUUCUACCUCAAGAGGCAUGUUUGAUGAUAGGUCAUCAAUGUCAAGCACCGAUUCCGGAUCACAGGCUGGUCGCACUCGGGUUGAUGGAAGCCGCUUGUCGUAUGAGCAGUUCGGUGCAUUCGUAACAAAUGUUAAAGAACUAAACUCCCACAAACGAACGAGAGAAGAGACUCUAAGGAAAGCAGAGGAGAUUUUCGGCCCGGAUAACAGAGAUCUGUAUGCAAUAUUUGAUGGUUUGAUCAAUCGCAAUGUCCAUUAAAUCAGCCUAGCAAUCAUCGGUUUUUCCACUUUGUGAC
This is a messenger RNA of Hibiscus syriacus, 436 nucleotides long. RefSeq lists its product as uncharacterized. The transcript is spliced from 4 exons. The record is from RefSeq and is a predicted model, not a curated record. The annotation marks the transcript as partial. NCBI's taxonomy places the organism in Eukaryota, Viridiplantae, Streptophyta, Magnoliopsida, Malvales, Malvaceae.